Mercurialis annua (annual mercury) is the source of this 1411-nucleotide messenger RNA. RefSeq lists its product as uncharacterized. The record is from RefSeq and is a predicted model, not a curated record. The coding region runs from base 580 to 1248 and encodes 222 amino acids. The transcript is spliced from 2 exons. NCBI's taxonomy places the organism in Eukaryota, Viridiplantae, Streptophyta, Magnoliopsida, Malpighiales, Euphorbiaceae.
UAAUCACCCACGGACCCUGACUUUAGGGGUACCUUACGAUAAACCCCCUGAUAAAAAAAAACGAUCAGUAAACCCCCUAUUCUUUGUGACGGCUGCACGUAAACCCCCUGAGCCCAUUUCUCGCCGAUAUUUUGGCAAAAUGAUGACGUGGCACGAUAUAUUCACUGACGGCUCUGCAAGUCACUCUGCAUGCAUGUCAGACAUGUGUAAGAAUGUGUAAGGCUGUGUAAGGUUGUGUCGGUUGACUUUUUUCAAAAAAAAAAAAAAAAAAUCAUUUUUACCGCUCGGUUAAAAAUCACUUUCUCUCUCUAACAUUUUUAACUUUUCCCUCUGUUCCCCCUCAUUCUCUUUAAUUGUCAUAUUUUCAAAUAUUUCAUCCUGUCUUCGUCUUGUUCCUUUUUUUUCGUUCCUUACCCUAGGUCUACUACUCCUGCACUCUUAUCGCCGUCCAUCGUCUUCAUCUUCUUCUCUUCCAUCUUGUGUGUUAUUUCGCCCCUAUUCAGUUCUUCGUUUUUCUUCGUUUGCUUGUGGCCCUUUCUUGUCUAAAUAUUUUUCGAGGUCUCUGUUCUUUAACAGAAAAUGGGAUCCACAGAAAUGAAAAAAAUGGGAAAAGAAGACAGAAAAGGGAAGAAACGAAAAGCUUGUACUGAAGAUUGUCUUUUUGAGGUCUUUGAAAUUAUUCUGAACUACAAUGGACAGUUUGAAGACUUUGGUUAUUUUAAUGAGGAUUUGGCUGUUAGAAAAUUUCAUAUUGAGGAUAUAGGAUUAAAUAGUCUAGAUAAGUGGUUACUUGAAUUGAAGGUUGAGGGAUUGUUAAUGUAUUAUUGGAGGCGGGCUGGCAUGUAUACUGAAGAAUUAAUUCCCAUGGAAAAUGAUGACCAUGUCAUGGACAUGGCACUGGCUGGGACACAAGAUGGUAGUGUUGAUGUGUAUGUUAGGAAGUUAAGUUGUGUUGACGUGUGCAACCUAAGGCCUGUAUUUGGACACACAUUAUUUGAGUUGAAAGAACUUGAAGAUGGGGAUGAUGCAUUGGAGCAACAGGGUGUUGGUGAGGCUGAACCGGUGGGGGUGCUGCAGAUUGAAGGUCCUGUGGAAGCAGUGGAGGUGCCGCAGAUUGAAGGUCCCGGUGAACCAGUGGAGGUCCUGCAUAUUGAAGGUCAAGAAGAAGGUGAACCACUGGAUUUGCUGCAAAUUGAAGCAGUUGAAGAACCCUCGGAGGAGCAGCAGCAGAUUGGUGGGUCAGACUGAAGGCCGAGACACUAGAUUGACCUAUUUUUGGGCCAUAUGAAACAACAUUUGUAACCUUUUAGGUUAAUAUGUAUGUUGCAUUUUAUAUUAUUAGUGACAAUUUGGAUUUUAGAUCAAAAUGAAUGUUGAUUACAAACUUGGAAUGUAUUGUUUGCUUAUGUUA